Molecule: messenger RNA, 2307 nt
Organism: Iphiclides podalirius (scarce swallowtail)
Lineage: Eukaryota; Metazoa; Arthropoda; Insecta; Lepidoptera; Papilionidae
Source: the annotation of a GenBank genome assembly
AUGUUCGGCGCGACGAAAUCCGACACGUACAGCGUUAAAGUAUCAACGGACCAACACGUAAAUCUGGUCGACGGCAGAUUCUUAAGUUUCACAGUCGACCCGAAGUAUAUCUUCAAUAGCGGCGAGUAUGAUCGCAAACACUGUGUAUGCAUGGCGUCUUCCUUGACGCCGGCUUAUCUGCGCAUAUCUGGUCCGUCCACCGCCCGGAUGGCCAUCGAAAAUACGACAGUAUACCUGGACGUUCCAUCACCCGCACAUGAAGACUCUUCUGAGUUUGCACUAUCGCUGUUGACCAGGCGGAAGGUACGGAGAUUGUCUAUGACCAGCAAGCAAUGGGAGAAGUUCGUCUAUUGGGCGAAGAAGACAGGCUUUGACCUGGUGUUCGCUCUGAACAACGAAGCGAAGACGGCUUCUGGGAUGUGGGACCCUAACGCCGCCCUGCAGACCCUGACCCUAGCGGAGAGGGCUGCUGUCGGUGACAUCGUGUGGCAGCUAGGCUACGAAUGCAGGAACCAGUCGAUCGAGGAGUAUUUGAAUGACCUUGAAACUCUCCGCGUGGUCGUCGAAACGUUUCCGGCCGGCAGGACCUCGUCUUGGAAGGUGGUAGGGGGUGACGUCACGGCGUGCCUACAGGCCGACUCGAAGAGCGACUUCAAGGAUUACGUCACGCUAUCAGAUGAAAUGAUGGACGCGAUAUUCCUUAACGGGAACUCCUCUGCUCAGCAGCUAGAGAGGAUGUCGGAAGGCGAUCGGCUGAGGCUUUUGAGGCUGUUAAGCAGCAGCGAUACGCCACUUUGGCUCACCGAGAAGACCCAGAGCCAGUACAACGAGAUGGAGAGGGCGGCAGAUUGGCUGGCCAGUCUUGGUUACUCCGCGAGGAACGGAUUCUCAGUACACUUUCGGGAGCUCUCUGAGGAAGAGCUCCAGGAGCCGACGCUGAGUUUCUACAUGGCGUUGUUAUUCAAGAACCUGGUAGGGGAGCGAGUGCUGGAUGUAGAUAUGACCGCCUCCCGGGCGACACUGUUCGCGCACUGUGCAUCGCUGCGUCACAGGCCCGUGCCCGGCGCGGUGACCCUUUACGGGGCGAACAUGGACGACGAGCCAGCGAGGUUCUCGCUUAAGCUGUCCAAGAAGGAAGAGGGUGGCGACAUCAUGCAGUUCAUAUUUGGACGUGACGGUAGUGGAAACAUAAUCGUUAACGGGAGGCCGAUGUAUUUAGAAGGAGAUAUUCGGCCCGUAGUGAAACGUGUUCGACCGUACAAAACGCUCCUGCUCAAUCUGCCGCCCAAGUCUUUUGGCUUUUGGGUCCUAGCCAAUACUCAGGUCGAAGCCUGCCAUUACAGAGAUGAGACUAGUAAAAAAACAGAGCUAAUUGAAGCAACACCCCUUGAAGUGGAGAAUAUGGAAGAGUUAAACGUUAAAACGAGACGAUCAGCUGUAAGAAAACGUGAUGUUACGGGUGUAGAACAAUCUCUUGAUAAUUUUGAUGCAGACAAUGCAGAUUUCUAUUCUGACAUUGAAUCUGGUAUGACAGGUAAAAACGCCAAGCUACGCAAACAAAUUGAAAGUUUAAAUGAUGAGUUACAAAGCUUCCACGAACUCUUGACUACCAGGAAAAAUGAACGGAAAGAUGAAUUCCCAAUGAGAUUCAAACGACAGGCAUUCGAUAGAGAAGAUGGCAAGUUAUCGAAGUCAAACGGCUUGAAAUCUAGGUUCUCUAAAAUAAUUCACGAGAAGGAUUUCAAAUCUAAUUUAUUAGAUAAAUUGUUGCAAUUCAAGAAUGAUAAGUUGUCAAAAUUGGGGAAGGGGAAGGUAAGAUACACAAAAAAGGGUGUCAAGCGCUCCAACAACAAAGCUUGUUCUGACGAAUAUUUCGACAACGAAGUAGAAAAGUCCACCAGGAAACGUCGAAGUAUUGAAAGAGAGAGAACUAUGACCAAUUUGGAUCCUAAUAUAAGAAUUAAACAAGUUAGACGUAAUAAAGUGUACGCAGAGACUUCUGAAAAUGAAGUCGAUAAUGGAGAAGACGAUUUCGUUGCUGGAAAUGUUCUUAAUAAGUUGAAGGGCACUUUACGACAUUUUCCCGUAGAAAUAGAAGAGAAAGUAGAGACCGACGGAGAAAGCGACUCUCCCGACGCGAAUGAAAUCACACUGAAGACGAAAUUGUUGGACGACGGCGCGGUCAUAAAUAUAAGUGAGAAAACAAGUAACGGACUAUUGAAAUCAACAUUCGAUGAUUUGUUAUCGUUAUUGCAUGAUUUGAACAAACAUUUGAACAGAUUUUGGAACACAUUCACUUUAUUGGAG